Colletes gigas is the source of this 867-nucleotide messenger RNA. RefSeq lists its product as uncharacterized. The record is from RefSeq and is a predicted model, not a curated record. The transcript has 2 exons. Lineage: Eukaryota; Metazoa; Arthropoda; Insecta; Hymenoptera; Colletidae. The coding region runs from base 1 to 867 and encodes 288 amino acids.
AUGAGGGCAAUUCUGGUAUAUCUGUCGAUCUCAAGCCUGGUCAUGUGCCUGGCCAAUCCGCUGGACAAGCUGGAGAAGCUGAACGUUCUCGAGCAGCAGUCAGGGACGUUGAACGACCGCGCCAAGUACGAGGAGGAGCUGCUACGUAAGCUGAACUCGAAUUGCUCGCAGAACCAUCUGAGCAGCUGCGUGAUGCUGAAACUGGUGACGAACAUGAACAAGUUUCUGAAGAAGGCGUCGAUCGAGCUGACGGACGACAUCGAGAUCAGAAAAACCAGCCAGGCUACGGAGGAAGUCGUAACAUUCGAGUCUGGCAGGAGCAAAGACGACGAGUCCGAGGUCCUCGACCUUGUCGCGAACAAGGUGUACGCGUUCAUCAAGUCCAGGAGCAUCAAAUGGAGAAUUCUGCCCGAGGACGACGUCGUCGUGUCUGCCUCCGAGGAUGAGAACGGAUCACUGAAUCUCAGCUUGUCGAUCGAGCGUGCUGACAACGCUGCGGUCCAAGAUGGUCGUGGGAAGAAGAACAACAACAUGGGCCCGUUGAUCGCGGCGGCGGUGCUGAAGAUGGGCCUGAUAGCGGGGCUGGCGUUCAAGGCCCUGGCGCUGCUGGUGGGCAAGGCGUUGCUACUGUCGAAGAUAGCGCUUCUUCUCGCGGGCAUAAUCGGCUUGAAGAAGCUGUUCUCGCAGCAGAAGCACGUCACGUACGAGGUGGUCGCCCAUCCUCAUCACAGCUCCAGUCACACGGUGAGCUCGGACCACGGCCACGGGGACAGUUACUCGAGCGGAUGGGCGAGGAGCUUCCAUCAAGGGCCGAUCCCCGGGCAGACGGACGCCCACGACUUGGCCUACUCGGCGCACGCAAAGUGA